Tinamus guttatus (white-throated tinamou) is the source of this 1222-nucleotide messenger RNA. The record is from RefSeq and is a predicted model, not a curated record. Lineage: Eukaryota; Metazoa; Chordata; Aves; Tinamiformes; Tinamidae.
AUGUCGGAGAACCAGCCCAACGCCAACCACCACGCGGGCAACAACACCGGGGGCGGCGGCGGCGCCAACAACCGCGGCGUCCGCAACGCCAACCUCAACCAGAACCCGCUGAUCAACGUGCGCGACCGCCUCUUCCAUGCCCUGUUCUUCAAGAUGGCAGUGACCUACGCACGCCUCUUCCCGCCCUCCUUCCGACGCGUCUUCGAGUUCUUCGUCCUCCUCAAGGCUCUCUUUGUGCUCUUCAUCCUGGCUUACAUUCACAUCGCCUUCUCCCGCUCCCCCAUCAACUGCUUGGAGCACGUGCGGGAUAAGUGGCCACGCGACGGCAUCUUGCGGGUGGAAAUACAGCGCAACUCGAGCCGAGCCCCCAUCUUCCUGCAGUUCUGUGAUGUCGAGAAGUUUCCAGGAAUGGUGGUGGAGUCCACAGCUGAGGAAGAGGAGGAGGAAGAGGAGGAAAUGACUGUGGAUAUGUUUGAAAACAGCUCUAUCAAGUUUGAGCUGGAUAUUGAGCCCAAGGUGUUCCUCAAACCAUCCCGGAUGAGCAGCACCGAGGCGCUGACCCACAACGAAAGCCAGGAGUUCUCAUUUAGUGAAGCGGCCACUAAAGUGUGGCCGCAGGAGGAGUACAUCGUGGAGUACUCCUUGGAGUACGGCUUCCUGCGGCUGUCCCAGAGCACCCGGCAGCGACUCAGCAUCCCCGUCAUGGUGGUGACUUUGGAUCCCACUAGAGACCAGUGCUUUGGGGACAGAUUCAGUCGCCUAUUGCUGGAUGAGUUCCUGGGUUAUGACGACAUCCUGAUGUCUAGUGUCAAAGCUUUAGCUGAAAAUGAGGAAAACAAAGGUUUCCUUCGUAAUGUAGUAUCCGGGGAACACUAUCGCUUUGUCAGCAUGUGGAUGGCCAGGACUUCAUACCUUGCAGCCUUCGUCAUCAUGGUCAUAUUUACCCUGUCCGUUUCGAUGCUGCUGCGUUACUCUCACCAUCAGAUCUUUGUCUUCAUUGUUGAUCUGCUGCAGAUGCUGGAAAUGAACAUGACAAUUGCAUUCCCUGCAGCUCCCCUACUCACUGUCAUCCUGGCUUUAGUAGGAAUGGAGGCCAUUAUGUCAGAGUUCUUCAAUGACACCACGACUGCGUUUUACAUCAUCCUCAUUGUGUGGCUGGCUGACCAGUAUGAUGCCAUCUGCUGCCACACCAAUACGAGUAAGAGACACUGGCUCAGGUAAG